Messenger RNA from Mycena indigotica, 1716 nucleotides. RefSeq names its product Gamma-glutamyltranspeptidase. The coding region runs from base 1 to 1716 and encodes 571 amino acids. Gene Ontology annotation, biological process: glutathione catabolic process. Gene Ontology annotation, molecular function: glutathione gamma-glutamate hydrolase. The transcript is spliced from 4 exons. Gene Ontology annotation, cellular component: plasma membrane. Lineage: Eukaryota; Fungi; Basidiomycota; Agaricomycetes; Agaricales; Mycenaceae. The record is from RefSeq and is a predicted model, not a curated record.
AUGGCUCUCCUCCGCCUUCUGGCGCUUUCCCUUUUCCUGGCCUCCACGUCUGCCAACUCCGACGCGCGUGGAAAACACGGGGCCGUCGUCAGCGAGGUCAAAGAAUGCUCUGACCAUGGUGUCGAGAUUCUCAAAAUUGGGGGGAGUGCCGCGGACGCGAUCAUCGCUACGGGUCUCUGUGUCGGCGUUAUCGGCGCGUUUCACUCAGGAAUCGGGGGAGGAGGGUUCAUGAUUGUGCGUUCCCAAAAUGGACGCAGAACUGCCUACGAAACGAUCGACUUUAGGGAGGAAAUGCCAGCUCUCGGCAAUGUCACCAUGUACUCGCAAAACUCGAACCCCACUGCUUCGACCAUUGGUGGUCUUUCGGUUGGUAUUCCUGGAGAGCUGCGAGGUUGGCAAUUGCUUCACCAGCGACAUGGCAAACUCCCAUGGCCUGUGCUCUUCAUCCCUGCUAUCAAAGUCGCACGCGGCGGGUUCAAGGUCAAUGUCGAUUUGGCUGCAGCACUCAACCCAACGACUUAUCCUUUCUUGCUCAGUGACCCAUUAUGGGCUGAAGUCUACGCACCAAACGGCAAAGUUGCUACCUUUAACCAGACAAUCUACCGGAAGCGAUACGCCAAAACCCUUGAGACGAUCGCAGCACUGGGUGCCGAUGCGUUUUACCGUGGACCCAUUGCGGAAAACACCAGCAAAGCGGCUCGUAAGACCGGUGGAAUUCUGACAACGCAAGAUCUCGCCAAAUACAAAGCGAUCCUGCGCCAGCCAAGAAACAUCACCUAUCGCGGCCGCUACCGCAUCUUCUCGACUGUUGCCCCAUCGUCUGGCACUGUCGUCCUCUCUGCCCUCAAAAUAUUUGACGCUUAUGCCAAAGACAUCGAAACUGACCAGACGACCCAUGCGCUAAUUCAGAGCACCAAGUUUGGUUACGGUCAACGCACGACGUUCGGUGAUCCGGCGUUCACCAAGAACGUGACCCAGUUGGAGGGAUUGUAUCUCCAGGACUCUACGGUUGCGUCCAUCCGCGCCCGAUUGCCUCUCAACACGACUUUCACGGCCCCAUACUACAUCCCGUCGAACUACUCUGUUCUUGAUGACCAUGGAACGAGCCACAUGGCUGCGGUGGACAAGUGGGGGAAUGCAGUUUCGUUGACCAGCACCGUCAACCUCUACUGGGGCAGUCGGGUGAUGACUGAAGACGGAUUCGUGCUAAACGAUGAGAUGGACGACUUUUCGUCUCCCAACUCGACCAACUCGUUUGGGUUCCCGGCCUCACCAAUCAAUUUUAUUGCACCUUUUAAGCGACCACAGUCGUCUAUAUCGUCGUCCAUCGCCGAGGACCUGAAGACAGGCGAGUUUAUAAUGGCGACUGGCUCUGCAGGCGGUUCACGCAUCAUCACUGCAACUCUCCAAAACUUGCACCACCAUCUUGAUCUUGGUUUGACUGCAGUUCAGUCAGCGUUCACACCACGCUGGCACGACCAAUUGGGUGUCUCGACGCUUUUCGAAGGUUAUGGCACUGUCAAUGCCGCGGCAGGUGCUGCACUGGGAAUCGCGCCGUUCUCCAACGCGACAAUCGGGUACCUUGUUGGACUGGGGUACAACGUUUCGACGCAGGACUACACUGGGAGCACCAGUCACGUUAUCGUCAAAAAAGACUCGACAUUCGAGGCGUCCAACGACCCGCGCAAGUCUGCGGGCGGGGGAAGUGCGUAUUAG